Molecule: messenger RNA, 2754 nt
Organism: Chaetura pelagica (chimney swift)
Lineage: Eukaryota; Metazoa; Chordata; Aves; Apodiformes; Apodidae
Gene: POLG
Product: polymerase (DNA directed), gamma
Exons: 21
Biological process (GO): mitochondrial DNA replication
Cellular component (GO): gamma DNA polymerase complex; mitochondrion
Molecular function (GO): DNA-directed DNA polymerase activity; DNA binding; 3'-5' exonuclease activity
Source: RefSeq, a predicted model, not a curated record
CACAAUGUGGCCUUCGACCGGGCGUUCAUCAAGGAGCAGUACCUCAUCCAGGGCUCCAAGGUGCGUUUCCUGGACACCAUGAGCAUGCACAUGGCCAUCUCGGGGCUGACGGGCUUCCAGCGCAGCCUCUGGAUGGCUGCCAAGCAGGGCAAGAGGAAGGGACUGCAGCAGGUCAAGGAGCACAUGAAGAAGACACGCACCAAAACAGAGGGGCCGGCUAUCACCUCAUGGGACUGGGUGCACGUCAGCAGCAUCAACAACCUGGCCGACGUGCACGCGCUGUACGUCGGGGGCGAGCCCCUGGAGAAGGAGGCGCGGGAGCUCUUUGUGAAGGGCACCAUGGCUGACAUCAGGAGUCACUUCCAGGACCUGAUGUCAUACUGUGCCCGUGAUGUCCAGGCCACCCAUGAGGUGUUCCAGGAACAGCUGCCACUCUUCAUGGAGAGGUGCCCCCACCCUGUGACGUUUGCAGGGAUGCUGGAGAUGGGAGUGUCCUACCUGCCAGUCAAUGGGAACUGGAAGAGAUACCUGGAUGAUGCUCAGGACAUCUAUGAGGAGCUGCAGAAGGAGAUGAAGAAGUCCCUAAUGAACCUGGCGAAUGAUGCCUGCCAGCUGCUGCACGAGGACAGGUACAAGGAUGACCCCUGGCUGUGGGACCUUGAGUGGGAUACGCAGGAGUUUAAGCAGAAGAAGAAUCCACGGAAGAAGAAGAAGGAUCAGGAUGGGAACAGCAAAGUCUCUGCAGUGGUGGCAGGCACUGAUGAGUCCAUGCAGGAGUGGCAGGAAGACCUUGGUCCCCCCAGUGAGGAGGAGGAGCUGAAAGCCCCUGCGAGCCAGGUCUGCUUGGAGCGUCUGAAGGAGACGGUCACGCUGCAACCCAAGAGACUCCAGCACCUGCCGGGCCACCCAGGCUGGUACCGCAAGCUGUGCCCACGCCUGGAUGACGUGGGGUGGGUGCCAGGACCCAGCCUCAUCAGCCUGCAGAUGAGGGUGACCCCGAAGCUGAUGCGCCUGGCCUGGGAUGGCUUCCCCCUCCAUUACUCAGAUAAGCAUGGCUGGGGCUACCUGGUGCCGGGGAGGCAGGACAAUUUGCUGGCAGCCCCUUCAGAGGCAGAGGGCCCUUCCUGCCCACACAGGGUGAUCGAGUACCUGUACAGACAGCACUGCCUGGAGAAGGGCAAGGAGCAGCCAGCGGGGCUGGAGGCUGCCGUGGAGGACGAGCUGCUGGCGAUGGACAGCAGCACCAUGUGGCAGGAGGUGGAAGAGCUGAGCCAGCUGGAGGUGGAUGUGGAGGAGAAAAUGGGUAGAACAGACCAGGGUCUGGAGCAGGAGUUGGAUGGGCAGUUUGAACCGGUGCAGGAUGCAAAGAGCCAGCCCUCGUACCACCACGGGAAUGGUCCCUACAAUGAUGUCAAUGUCCCUGGGUGCUGGUUCUUCAAGCUGCCUCACAAGGAUGGGAAUGAAAACAACGUGGGAAGCCCUUUUGCCAAGGAUUUCCUGCCUCGGAUGGAGGAUGGCACCCUGCGAGCUGCCGUGGGCCGCACCCACGGGACCAGAGCCCUUGAGAUUAACAAAAUGAUCUCAUUUUGGAGGAAUGCUCACAAGAGGAUCAGUUCCCAGAUGGUGGUGUGGCUGAAGAAGGGGGAGCUGCCUCGCGUGGUCACCAGGCACCCCGACUAUAACGAGGAGGACAGUUAUGGAGCCAUCCUGCCGCAGGUGGUGACCGCGGGCACCAUCACCCGCCGGGCGGUGGAGCCCACGUGGCUGACGGCCAGCAAUGCCCGGGCUGACCGGGUGGGCAGUGAGCUGAAAGCCAUGGUCCAGGUGCCACCUGGCUACUCCCUGGUGGGCGCAGACGUGGAUUCCCAGGAGCUCUGGAUAGCUGCUGUCCUGGGCGAGGCGCACUUUGCCGGCAUGCACGCCCCGGCGCGGCUGCUGAUGCAGUUCAACCACCGGCUGACCCCGCAGCAGGCGCGCGAGAAGGCCCAGCAGAUGUACGCUGUCACCAAGGGCAUCCGGAGGUUUCAUCUCUCCGAGGAGGGCGAGUGGCUGGUGAAGGAGUUGGACCUGGCUGUGGACAGGGCAGAGGAUGGAUCUGUGUCGGCCCAGGAUGUCCAUCGGCUCCAGAGAGAAGCUGUGAAAAGGUCCCGGAGGAAGACAAAAAUGAAGUGGAAUGUGGUGGAGAACAGAGUAUGGGCUGGAGGCACCGAGUCUGAGAUGUUCAACAAGCUGGAGAGCAUCGCCUUAUCCCCCACACCGCAGACCCCGGUGCUGGGCUGUCACAUCAGCAGGGCCCUGGAGCCUGCUGUGGCCAAGGGGGAGUUUCUGACCAGCAGAGUGAACUGGGUGGUACAGAGCUCAGCUGUUGACUACCUGCACCUCAUGCUGGUCGCCAUGAAGUGGCUCUUUGAGGAGUUUGACAUCAACGGGCGCUUCUGCAUCAGCAUCCAUGAUGAGGUGCGCUACCUGGUCCAGGAGCAGGAUCGUUACCGGGCAGCCCUGGCCCUGCAGAUCACCAACCUCCUGACACGGUGCAUGUUUGCUUACAAACUGGGCCUCCAGGAUCUGCCACAGUCAGUGGCUUUCUUCAGUGCCGUGGAUGUUGACCAGUGCUUAAGGAAGGAGGUGACCAUGAACUGUGUGACACCAUCAAAUCCAACCGGCAUGGAGAAGAAAUACGGGAUCCCACAGGGAGAAGCACUGGAUAUAUAUCAGCUAAUUGAAAUAACCAAAGGUUCUCUGGAGAAGAAAUGA